This is a messenger RNA of Symbiodinium natans, 672 nucleotides long. Lineage: Eukaryota; Dinophyceae; Suessiales; Symbiodiniaceae. The record is from the annotation of a GenBank genome assembly.
AUGGCCGCAAAGAUCCGCAAAGCAAAGAGCGUGCAGGCUGUCACCGCAGGGCCUAGAGACCUUGGCGGUGGUAUGGAGGCGGCGAGUGCGCAGAUCGGCAUCAGUGGCGGGCUCCUCAGCCGGGGCACCGCGCAGUUGGGCAAAGGCGUUGCGAGCACGCUCCAGAAGUCGGAGCCCGACAUGAUCAAGGCCUUGGACAAAGCGCUGGGGCUGGACCAUCCAACCGACAGCGUCAAGCAGGAGGCGCAGCAGAUGGUCAACAAGAAUGCCAAGGCAGCGGCCGGGAACCUUGCAGCGGCUGUGAGCAACUUCUCCAAGAUGUUGAGCCAAGGAGAGAUGGACGUUGCUGGCAACGUCAGCAGCGCCCUGGCGGCCGUGGGUAGCGCCCUGGAGAGCCAGAAGCAACCACUAGCAGGCAAGCCGCCCAAUUCGGAAGAGAUGGCAAGAACGGCCCAGUAUGCCAUGAACAACAUCUCCUCCAUGCUCCGUCAAGGGGAGAAGAGCUUGGGCAACAUGUUCAAGCCACCGCAGGUGCCCAACCCUUUGCAGAUCUUCAAGAACCCCUUCGAGCAGAAUACGCCAGCCCCAUCCUCUCCGCCGGCCCCCCCCAACAUGAUGCCAUGGGUGCAGCCAGCGCCCACGCCGAGCCCUGGACCCACCAUUUUCCAUUGA